AAGGGAUAAUCAAAAGGCAGCACUCCCGGGUGCGAGGUUGUCGCCUUCGAAAUGGCGUCGUUGAGGACGCUUCUCCGCCUCAAUGGCGCAGGCCAACGUAGUGUUUUGCAACAAUGGAUUACUUCCAGACCAUGCUCGACAAUGGUUGUUGAGGAAGACCAUGCCCCUAUCGAGUAUGAUGUGCGGCUUAUCCAGGAUCGAGCAUCGCGGCCGGUGCGAAAGGAUGUUACUCCAAAGGGCAAGAGCAGGGUCAUGCGGGCCCUUGCCAGGACAUGGCGACCGCUAAAUCAGCCAUUGGCUGCCGGCUUCCGCGCCCGCACGGACCCAAUGGUUCACAGUGUUGAAGUCGAGAAGGAAAUCGAGCAGCUCGGAGAAGAAGCAGCUUCGUUCAUGGCCAAGUACCAUGAUGUCAGGUUCGGCGAAGCCUUUCCAUGGACGGAUCCUGCCAAGCCACCGGAUAACAUGGGUCAACGGCUCGGCUGGUAUGCGGAUCGGCUGGACAUUGACGGAGUGAAUGAGACACGCCAGGAGCUCAUAGAGUCUCGCAAGCUAACACAACACCUGGAAAACUGCUGGUUGGAUGCAUGCCUCUCCUGGCGCAUCAUUGACUUUGAAAUCCAGCGGGUUGAUGCGAUUGAUGAAGGCCGAGGACCUGAUGCAGAAACACAGCUGCUGAUGGAGGAGGAUCUACUCAGCCAGCUGCGUUCGACGUGGAGUGAAGUCGUGAUGAAGGACAGCGUAACACACGGUCUCUAUGCCUCUACGCUGGCUCAUAUCUGUCAACCGGCAAUAUCAAUCACUGCCGUGGAAAGUGCGCACGAGGAUGGUUUCCAAGUCCCGUUGACCACCUUCCAGUACAUGUUGGAGAAGCUGCCCAAGAGCUGGGACAGGCGAACACCGCCACUUGAAGAUGCUGCCAAGGUGGAAGAAGUGAUGAAUGUGCUGACCCUGAUGACUGUUGGACCCAGAGCUGCACAACCAGAUGCAUUGACGUUCCAGCGAGCGUGCUCUGCAUUCCACUAUGCUGGUAUGCCUGGUGCAAACAAAGUGUUCAGCAUCCUGGCUGAGAUGGACUACUGUAGGACGGAAGCCACUUUAGGUACCUACUACUAUGUGUUCAGUGCUGCCAUGAACUACCUCAACCGGCCCGAAAUUCUGCAAGAGAUCAUCAAGCGAUUGACGGUGUCCAAACGUUCUCUGACUGUUCGCAGUGAGGAAGAUCUGCAGUUCAUGAACCUCGCCGUUCAGCAGCUGGCACUCAACCCAGCGUCCGUCUCCGCCGGUGUUGUCAACGACGCCACCAAGCUGCUGAGCAUCGCCAAGGAGACGGGCUACGCAUGUGUGCAGAACCGCGCGGCCUUGAUUGAUGACUACGCACGGUUGAUUGGUUGCCUAGAACACUGCAGCAAUAGUUAUGCGGAGAAUCUGACAGAGUUGGUUGAGGAUGCUGUUGAGACCGGUUGCUAUCUCAACUUUCACACGUAUGCUGUGCUCGGUUCAAUGGGAGAGGGUCUAAAACGGGAGUACACACCGGGACUGUUUACCCGCGCCUGGAAAGUGAUGAAGAAGCAGCUUAUUCUCCAGCAAUAUAACAUAAUUUUCCCAGCAACACUGCUACAGACCAACCAACUGACCAAGUCGGCCCUCGGUGGCGGAAUCACCAAGACCAUUCAGCUGAGCAAAGUGGCCCAGAUGCCACUGCUCGAAGGCCUACUUGAAGACUUGAAGCUGUUUGAAGUGCUCGAGGAUGCUACCAAGCCGUUUAAAUUUCCCAUUCGGGAUGACAAUAACGAGUUGUUGGAGACCCACCAGCAAGCUGUUGUUCCUCUCUAUGCCUUCAAGAACUCUUUGCACUCUAUGCUACACGGCAACAUCAUCCAACAGGAGAUGGCUGGUGACUUGCUGAAUGCGAUGAAGGAGAUAUGUGUGCUCCAUCUGUGUGUGGGCAUGAAACCUACUCGUUUUGAUGUUUUGACAAUGGCUGAACUGGCAAUAGCAAGUAAUGAGUGUGACUUAGCUAUCAUUGCGGUGAAAUGCCUGAUCAACUUGCGCUUCAUGCCAGGCAAUCAGCUUCUAUCCCAACUCACUCAUCAAGUCUUGCAAGGCACCGAUGAGCUCACCUUGUUGGGCACUCUUGCUGUGGUGGCAACGUGUGGCAUUCGUCUUCCCAAUGACCGAUACAAGACCAUCGGUGCCCAGUUCUCACGGCCAGUUCUGCUAACAGCACUAUGGCUAGGCGAGCACACAGUCGAGAUCCGAUCCGGUAGAGAGUUGUCCACGGACCUGGUGCGUGUCUGGCCUCACGUCCUGGAGGCCAUCAAGGCACGACGAGACGGCAUUGACGACUUCCUCCUGGACGACGUCAACAAGGAUGGCAACGCGCGCAACUUGAAGAAGCUCUUCGAGGAAAUGACAGUUAAGAAACGCAUCUCACCGCUGGAUGUGGUUGAAAAGCCAAGUGCGGACACCCUGGUGGACGUCUUUGACACGGCAGAAUCUGAUGACGUAACUAUCAAGGCCGAAGAUACAACGGUUGACGUGGAGGGUGUCCUCAAGGAGGCUGAACUGACCGAAAGCGAGUAUAGAGGUUCCAAGACCUUCAAGGAUCCCAGAAAGGGCCGGCGAUAGUUCCAAGUGUCUUCUCCUCCCUGUGUGUCUAUCCGUCAUGUCUAUCCGUCAUCAUAUCUGAACAUUAAAAAUUGCUUUUAUUUGCACAUGACAUUUUAACGCUUCACAUGAAACCCUAGUAUGAUCCUGAUGGUCUUGUGAGAGAUUGCAUGAAGUUUAGUAGUCGCAUGAUCUGAUGAUGUAAAUAGGUUUUGUAAGUAGAAAAUUGUACAUAAUAAUAAUUAUAUCAAGACUGGCAUUAAAAAAAUUGUGAACUCAUCACCGUGAUAAAUGCUGUUUGAUGAUGGA
Messenger RNA from Sycon ciliatum, 2916 nucleotides. RefSeq lists its product as uncharacterized. NCBI's taxonomy places the organism in Eukaryota, Metazoa, Porifera, Calcarea, Leucosolenida, Sycettidae. The transcript is spliced from 23 exons. The record is from RefSeq and is a predicted model, not a curated record. Bases 52 to 2628 code for a protein of 858 amino acids.